AUGACUCAGGAGAACCAGCGACUCUAUCGCCAGUUACCAGGCUCGACGCACCCCGCCCUUUCACUCUUCGACCAAAGAACAUACUCAACUAUCAGACCCUUCGGCACAGUCGAGAUGGUGAAAUAUAUUUUCCAAUUCGGAUUAAGAAACGGGACAACACUAGCACAAUACUAUGAGGUCAAAGAACACAUUACCAAGCUUGGUGGUGAAGUGAUCGAUGAUGAGGAACCAGAGGACGAUGACGAGGUCCCCCCGGAAAUCAAUAUAUGGUGGGAUGAUGAGGAUGACGCGUAUGAACUCACAGAACACGAGAACUGUGGGAGAUUCUCGUCUGAACAAAAGCGUGAGGCGGAGGAGGAGGAGCUCAGGAAAGCUGCUUGGGGUGAUGAUUACCAUAAUCAGACAGUCGAGCGCUCCUCGUGA
Messenger RNA from Aspergillus nomiae NRRL 13137, 423 nucleotides. RefSeq lists its product as uncharacterized. Lineage: Eukaryota; Fungi; Ascomycota; Eurotiomycetes; Eurotiales; Aspergillaceae. The transcript is spliced from 4 exons. Bases 1 to 423 code for a protein of 140 amino acids. The record is from RefSeq and is a predicted model, not a curated record.